ACUUUACUUGGGUUGAUCAUUAUUAUUUAGGAUCCGAAGAUUAGGUUUUCAUAAAAAACCUCUAAACCUUGUAAGUGGUUUUUAGGAUGCCAAGAUUAAACAGAAAACAAAAAAGGAGAAGAGAAGAGCAAGAGGGGUUCAUGGCAUUACAUGCCAUUAUUAACGCUGUGAUUGGUGUUUUUCGUCUCUACUUGUUCAUCACGUCCACAUUUCGCCGUCCGGAGCCUCGUCCGGAAUUGUCACCGAAUCCGGACUUUUACCAGUCGCACAUAAACAAUAUCAAUAGGCUUGUACGGGGUAAUGACGUGGACUGCCACGAGCAAUUGAGGGUGAAUAGGCAUACUUUUUUAAGACUUUGUUGUUUAGUCCGAGGUGUUGGGUUACGGGACUCACGAAACGUAUGUCUUGAGGAGAGGGUAGCAAUAUUUUUGUUCAUCCUCUCUCACCAUACGAAGCAGAGGCGUACAAAAUUUGAUUUCUAUAGAUCUACUGAGACAAUAAGUAGGCAUUUCAAUGCUGUACUCCAAGCUGUCUUGCGCCUUCACCGAAUGCUCCUAGUGACGCCCGAGCCUGUACCUGCUAACUACCAUGACACUAGGUGGAAUUGGUUUCAGAAUUGUCUUGGGGCAUUGGAUGGGACGUACGUCCCAGUAAAUCCCCGGGCCAUUGACAGGGCACGAUAUAGGUCAAGGAAGGGUGAAAUUGCUAUAAAUGUCUUAGGUGUUUGUACUCGGGACUUAAAAUUUGUCUAUGUAUUGUCUGGUUGGGAAGGAUCGGCCACUGACUCUAGAAUCCUUGGGAACGCCAUGGAAAGACCCCACGGUCUCAGAGUCUCCCAUGGUAUGUUCCAUAUCCUAAAGUAA
Rhododendron vialii is the source of this 863-nucleotide messenger RNA. RefSeq lists its product as uncharacterized. Lineage: Eukaryota; Viridiplantae; Streptophyta; Magnoliopsida; Ericales; Ericaceae. The record is from RefSeq and is a predicted model, not a curated record. The transcript has 2 exons. Bases 87 to 863 code for a protein of 258 amino acids.